Molecule: messenger RNA, 1733 nt
Organism: Labeo rohita (rohu)
Lineage: Eukaryota; Metazoa; Chordata; Actinopteri; Cypriniformes; Cyprinidae
Gene: cdca7a
Product: cell division cycle associated 7a
Exons: 10
Coding region: 112-1365 (417 amino acids)
Biological process (GO): regulation of DNA-templated transcription
Cellular component (GO): nucleus
Source: RefSeq, a predicted model, not a curated record
CGCCAACUUCCAGACUAAACUCAGCUGCACAGGACCGGGGCACACAUUCACAGUGGACUCAGGCAUAUUAUAAACUCACACACCCCCUUAAAUAACAGCCAACGUGACACAAUGCGCUCCAAGAGACAGCAGGCGUCUCCCCCCUCCACCAGAAUGAGCCUUCGCAGUUACAGAAGUGCUGCUGUGGUCCCAAUGGAAACCUCCUCCUCCUCUUCCUCCGAUGACAGCUGUGACAGUUUUGGAUCUGAUGGUUUUGGAAACUCGAAGCGACCACUGAGACAGACGAGACGAUCGGCUCCGACAGAGAAAGUGUUUAACGUUUUACCUGUAACUGAGGAAGAGGAUGCGUGCAGCGGUUUUGAGAACGAUCUGAACGACGACAUGACUGAAAUGAAAAUGGAAUCUGAUUCUGAAGCCUGUUCACCUCCCAGGAAAACUCGCAAAUCAUUCACGCUCAGAGUAGCCAUGAAGUUCCCGAACAAACGGGCCAGUCCAUCAAAACCAGUGUCGCCUGAGUCCAAGUCUAAACCCAAACCCAAAUCUAAACCUGACCCUAAACCUGAAACCAAAGACCCCGAAUCUGACUCUGAGGCUGAUAACUUCAUGCUGAAGAGAGCGCUGAACAUCAAAGAGAACAAAGCUAUGCUUGCUAAACUAAUGGCUGAGCUGGAUAAAGUUCCUGGACUCAUUCCCAGGAAGGCUGCUUUAUCACCGGGCAAUACGCCUCGUCGUGUUCCACGUCGCUCUUUGGACCCCAGUGCUGCUCGCCGGAGAAAUCCAGAGCGGACGACACGUCCUCACACUCGUUCACGCUCACUGGUGGACGGACCACCCUCCCCACCUCCAGAGGAUGAACAUGAGGACAAAUACAGCCUGGUCCGCAGAAACAGAGAUGACGAUGAUGAAGAGGAGAAGGAGCCACGUCGGCGCAGUUAUAACAGCACUCUGACGAUUCCUCAUGUCGUGAGGCCUGUGGAGGAAAUCACCGAUGCUGAACUGGACAACAUCUGUGUCAACGUCAGAGAGAAGAUUUACAACCGGGCCACUGGUUCCACCUGCCAUCAGUGUCGACAAAAAACAACCGACACCAAGACCAACUGCCGCAACCCAGAAUGCGUGGGUGUUCGUGGACAGUUCUGCGGGCCUUGUCUCAAGAACCGUUACGGAGAGGAGGUCCGUGAUGCCCUCCUGAACCCGGAGUGGCUUUGCCCCCCGUGCCGGGGCAUCUGUAACUGCAGUUUCUGCCGUGCCAGAGAGGGUCGCUGUGCUACAGGUGUGCUCGUGUACCUGGCCAAGUACCACGGCUAUGACAAUGUCCACGCUUAUCUGAAAAGUUUAAAGAAGGAACUGGAGGAGAGUGAAUAAACUGGCUGCCAUAUUCUUCUCAAGUCCAAUUAUAACUGACAUCACCCUCAAGUGUCUUAAUCGUUGAGCUUCCUUAAACCUGCUGCAGGUUCAGAUUGAGUAGACAGUUAUGAGUUGUCUACAUGAAAUUAAGUUUGCAUUGUUUUAAAUGUAUAAUUGUUUUUUUUUUUGUUUUUUGUUUUUUUUUUUUCCCAAAGGGGGUGUUUUUAUCUCUGUACUGUACUGGUAACUUUGAGAACUGUUGGCUGCAAUACUUGUUCUCUUUACUGUUUUUUUACCAUGAAUUUUCCUAUCUGUAUGUUCUUUAGACGCUGUUAUAACUGCGCGAGUACUGCUGUAGUACUUAAAUAAAAAUUUGUGCUUUUUAA